Molecule: messenger RNA, 2446 nt
Organism: Capra hircus (goat)
Lineage: Eukaryota; Metazoa; Chordata; Mammalia; Artiodactyla; Bovidae
Gene: INTS10
Product: integrator complex subunit 10
Exons: 18
Coding region: 69-2279 (736 amino acids)
Biological process (GO): snRNA processing
Cellular component (GO): integrator complex
Source: RefSeq, a predicted model, not a curated record
GCGGCCCCGGCGGCGGCCAGGCCCGUGGCGUCCCCCCGCCCUGAGGUCCGGCGGGCUCGGGCCGCGUCAUGUCCGCCCAGGGCGACUGCGAGUUUCUGGUGCAGCGAGCCCGCGAGCUGGUGCCGCAGGACCUGUGGGCCGCCAAGGCUUGGCUCAUCACGGCGCGCAGCCUCUACCCGGCGGACUUCAACAUCCAGUAUGAGAUGUACACCAUCGAGCGGAAUGCAGAGCGGACAGCCACCGCCGGCAGGCUGCUCUACGACAUGUUUGUGAAUUUCCCAGAUCAGCCGGUGGUGUGGAGAGAGAUCAGCAUUAUUACCUCAGCAUUAAGAAAUGAUUCACAAGAUAAACAAACCCAAUUCUUAAGAAGUUUAUUUGAAACUCUUCCUGGGCGAAUCCAGUGUGAAAUGUUACUGAAGGUUACGGAACAAUGCUUCAACACCUUGGAACGUUCAGAAAUGCUGCUUCUACUUCUGAGACGCUUCCCUGAAACCGUGGUGCAACAUGGGGUUGGCCUUGGGGAGGCACUGUUAGAGGCUGAGACUAUUGAGGAACAAGAAUCUCCUGUCAACUGCUUUAGAAAAUUAUUCGUCUGUGACGUCCUUCCGCUAAUAAUUAACAACCACGACGUUCGGUUGCCUGCCAAUUUGCUCUAUAAGUACUUAAACAAAGCAGCUGAAUUUUACAUAAAUUAUGUCACUAGAACAACUCAAGUAGAGAAUCAGCAUCAAGGUGCUCAGGAAACAUCUGAUUUAAUGUCACCGAGCAAACGUAGCUCUCAGAAGUACAUAAUAGAAGGGCUGACGGAAAAAUCGUCCCAGAUUGUGGACCCUUGGGAGAGAUUGUUUAAGAUUUUGAAUGUUGUUGGAAUGAGGUGUGACUGGCAGAUGGAUAAAGGAAGACGAAGCUAUGGUGAUAUUUUGCAUAGAAUGAAGGAUCUCUGCAGAUACAUGAACAACUUUGAUAAUGAAGCUCAUGCAAAAUACAAAAACCAAGUGGUUUAUUCCACUCUGCUGGUCUUCUUUAAGAAUGCAUUCCAGUAUGUCAGCAGCAUACAGCCGUCUCUCUUCCAAGGUCCCAACGCCCCGAGCCAGGUCCCGCUGGUUCUCCUGGAGGACGUAUCGAACGUGUACGGUGAUGUCGAGAUCGAUCGCAGUAAACACAUACAUAAGAAGAGGAAACUAGCCGAGGGAAGAGAAAAACCCACGAGUUCGGACGACGAAGACUGUUCAGCAAAAGGAAGGAACCGUCACAUUGUCAUCAACAAGGCAGAACUUGCUAACUCGAUCGAGGUGUUGGAGAGCUUCAAGCUGGCCAGAGAGAGCUGGGAGCUGCUCUAUUCCCUGGAAUUCCUGGAUAAGGAAUUUACAAGAAUUUGUUUGGCGUGGAAGACGGAUACUUGGCUCUGGCUGAGAAUCUUCCUCAACGAUAUGAUCAUCUAUCAGGGUCAAUAUAAGAAGGCCAUCGCCAGCUUGCACCACUUGGCAGCUCUCCAGGGAUCACUUCCUCAGCCACAGAUCUCGGGGCAGGGCACCUUGGAGCAUCAGAGGGCACUCAUCCAGCUGGCCACCUGCCACUUUGCUCUGGGGGAGUACAGAAUGACGUGUGAGAAGGUCCUCGAUUUGAUGUGCUCCAUGGUCCUUCCCAUCCAGGAUGGAGGCAAGUCCCAGGAGGAGCCCUCCAAAAUAAAGCCCAAGUUUAGAAAAGGUUCGGAUCUGAAGCUUCUGCCAUGUACCAGCAAGGCCAUCAUGCCCUACUGCCUGCACUUAAUGUUGGCUUGUUUUAAGCUGAGAGCCUUCACGGACAGCAGGGACGACAUGGCGCUGGGCCACGUCAUCGUCCUGCUGCAGCACGAGUGGCCGCGGGGGGAGACGCUCUUCCUGAAAGCCGUCAGCAAGAUCUGCCAGCAGGGGAACUUCCAGUACGAGAACUUCUUCAAUUACGUCACAAAUAUCGACAUGCUGGAGGAGUUCGCCUACCUGAGAACUCAGGAAGGUGGGAAGAUCCAUCUGGAACUGCUGCCCAAUCAAGGAAUGCUGAUCAAGCCUUCUAGCCCUCCCAUGGGGUUACUGCAGCAGGAAUUCUUCCCUGUGCUUCAGCCCAGCAUACAGACUGCCGACAGGCACCACACGGUCACCCGGGGCAUCACCAAGGGCGUGAAGGAGGACUUCCGCCUGGCCAUGGAGCGCCAGGUGUCCCGCUGCGGGGAGAGCCUGAUGCUGGUGCUGCACAGGUUCUGCGUCAACGAGAAGAUCCUGCUGCUCCAGACCCUGGCCUGAGGACCCUCCUGGAAGGGAGCCUCCGGGUUCUGACUCCUCGGUCACUUAGAAGUAGUUCCCAAGAGUCUGAGAAGCGAUUUCUAUUUUUGUCACUUUUUGGGGUAAUUUUUGUAAAACAAAAGAACUUGUUUUGUAAAUAAAUUGGGGUGUUUGUUUUUACUUUUUAA